AUGCUAAACAAACUUAAGCUCUCAUUGUUUGAAAAUAUAGUCAACGGGGUCAAAAUUGCUAAUGAAGAUGAAUUGAAUGAGAUUUUAGAGGAACGACAAGCAUUUGCCUGCAAUCCCGAGGAGCUAUGCUACUACUCCAAGGAUGAGAAAAGAUUAAAGUUUGCUGAUAUUAGUGGCCUCGAUGAGGUUAGGAUACCAUUUGGUGCCAAGGAUAAAAAGGAGAAGAAAGAAAAAGGCAAAAAGAAAGCCCGACCCCCAAUCAUAGGCACUUGUCUUACGGAAGGAUUCGAUGAGUUCGUGCCACCAGAUUUGAACGAUGUGUACCUGUUAAACGACUUAUUCAAAUCAUUGCAACAUUUAAUUGAAAGCAAUAGGCUAUCACGAGAUGAACUAAAGGUUCUCACUAUGAGGCGGCAUCUAAUGAAGCUAAUGUGUAUCCCGUUGAAUAAACAGCCGAUUAGUUUCGAUGUUGUAUACUGGCGCGAUUUGGUUAUAUUCGCAUAUGAUUGGGAGAAAGAGUUGGAGGUGGCCCUGGGGAGCCAUCAGAAAAUGUGCCAAUAUAGCGGCUUCAAGUUCGAAAAAGUGGUGACUGAAAGAGGUCCGCAUGAUUCGAAUUCACUGUUUCAUACAGUAGUACAACACACUCUGGGUAAAACUAGUGUCACCUACUCGGCUGAAAUUGAUUGUGCAUUACCAGGAAGUCCAGGGUUACACAGCUACGUAGAAUUAAAAACACAUCCAACCCUUCUUGAUGACAAGCUCAAAACUGCGAACAAGCUUCAGUGGAAGUUGAUGGCAUUGUACUGUCAGAACAAAUUCAUCUCGUGUAAUUAUUCUGCCAUUGGCUUUCGAUCAACAGACUUUAAGCUAGUUUCAAUCAAAAAAUAUACUGAGUUCGAGCUAACGGGAAUGUUAGACAAAUUGCCUAUAUUCCUAACGCAUCCGUAUUCUAUAAAACCGAAGCACAUCUUUCAGUGGUACAACAUUGUGAUUAAUUGGUUGUGUCAGAAACAGUUUGAUGAAGACAAACCCCAUGUUUUCAAACUAUAUUUUAAGAGGGAACCUGAACUAAUGGAUUCUCAUUUGAGCAUGGAAUCUGUCACUGGUGAAGAAGAGUUGCGAGUUUUCAACAAGCUAGUUCCUGAAUGGUUUCAAAACUUCUAUUAA
This is a messenger RNA of Lodderomyces orthopsilosis Co 90-125, 1167 nucleotides long. RefSeq lists its product as uncharacterized. Bases 1 to 1167 code for a protein of 388 amino acids. Gene Ontology annotation, cellular component: cytosol; nucleus. The transcript has a single exon. Gene Ontology annotation, biological process: NAD-cap decapping; nuclear-transcribed mRNA catabolic process. Lineage: Eukaryota; Fungi; Ascomycota; Pichiomycetes; Serinales; Debaryomycetaceae. Gene Ontology annotation, molecular function: mRNA 5'-diphosphatase activity. The record is from RefSeq and is a predicted model, not a curated record.